AUGAAGAGGUCCACGUUGCUGUCGUUGGACGCAUUCGCUAAGACCGAAGAGGACGUACGAGUCCGCACCAGGGCCGGCGGGCUGAUUACUCUAUCGUGCAUCCUGACCACGCUAUUCCUGCUGGUUAACGAGUGGAGACAGUUCAACUCUGUGGUAACAAGACCACAAUUGGUGGUGGACCGUGACCGACAUGCGAAGCUGGAGCUUAAUAUGGACGUAACUUUCCCAUCAAUGCCGUGUGACCUGGUCAAUCUCGAUAUCAUGGAUGACUCCGGAGAGUUGCAACUGGACAUCCUUGACGCUGGGUUCACGAUGACCAGGUUAGAUGGUGAGGGCCGCCCCGUAGGAGAUACCACUGAGUUACAUGUGGGUGGGAACAGUGACGGUAACACGCCGGUUAAUGACGAUCCCAACUAUUGUGGGCCAUGUUACGGUGCCAAAGAUCAGUCGCAGAAUGAGAAUCUGGCACAGGAAGACAAGGUGUGCUGCCAAGACUGUGAUACAGUAAGAUCUGCGUAUCUGGAGAAAGGCUGGGCUUUUUUUGAUGGGAAGAAUGUCGAGCAGUGUGAAAGAGAGGGCUACGUAAGCAAGAUCAACGAGCAUUUGAAUGAGGGCUGCAGGAUCAAAGGAUCUGCGCAGAUUAAUAGGAUUCAGGGGAAUCUUCACUUUGCCCCUGGAAAACCUUACCAGAAUACAUAUGGACACUUUCAUGAUACUUCUUUGUACGAGAAGACCCCAAACCUGAACUUCAACCACAUCAUCAAUCAUUUGAGCUUUGGAAAGCCGAUCCAGUCUCACCAUAAGUUGCUAGAUAAUGAUAAGCGCCACGGCGGUGCCAUAGUUGCCACUUCUCCCUUGGACGGGCGCCAAGUGUUCCCGGACAGGGCUACGCAAUUCCAUCAGUUCUCGUAUUUCGCUAAGAUAGUUCCUACCAGAUACGAGUACUUGGACAAUGUCGUCAUUGAGACCGCGCAGUUCAGCGCCACGUAUCACUCCCGCCCUCUUAUCGGUGGAAGGGACAAGGAUCAUCCAAACACACUUCACGCUAGGGGUGGUAUUCCUGGCCUGUUCGUGUUCUUCGAAAUGUCUCCAUUGAAAGUCAUCAAUAAGGAACAGCACGGCCAAACUUGGUCCGGCUUCAUCUUGAAUUGUAUCACCAGCAUCGGUGGUGUCCUAGCUGUGGGCACCGUCAUGGACAAGCUAUUCUACAAGGCACAGAGAUCUAUCUGGGGAAAGAAGAGCCAGUAG
Messenger RNA from Saccharomyces paradoxus, 1248 nucleotides. RefSeq names its product retrograde cargo receptor ERV46 (gene ERV46). The record is from RefSeq and is a predicted model, not a curated record. Gene Ontology annotation, cellular component: endoplasmic reticulum membrane; endoplasmic reticulum; Golgi membrane. The transcript has a single exon. Gene Ontology annotation, biological process: retrograde vesicle-mediated transport, Golgi to endoplasmic reticulum; endoplasmic reticulum to Golgi vesicle-mediated transport. The coding region runs from base 1 to 1248 and encodes 415 amino acids. Lineage: Eukaryota; Fungi; Ascomycota; Saccharomycetes; Saccharomycetales; Saccharomycetaceae.